GCCGGGCAUCCCUGCGACGCUGCAGCAUAUAACAGUGUAGAGUGCUGGCAGGACAGCCCACCACCCCCGUCAUCCCAUCAUGCACCUUCCGCUCUUUACAGGUUCUCUAGUUUUAUCAUCCGCAGCGGGUCUCGCUGUGGCGGCGACGACCCAGAGCAUCAGCCGGGAUAACUCCGUGUGCUCUCAAAUCCAGAGCACAAUCUCGAACCAAUCGAGUGUAUACCUUCCUGGCCAGUCCGAGUAUGAUGCGGAUCAGACGCACUACUUUGCUUCUAGCUCGCAGCCAGCUCUGUGCACUGUGGAGCCCAAAGCUCCCAACGAUGUCUCCCUCAUCCUCCAAGUGCUCGCACAGCAGAAUACUCCUUUUGCAAUCAAGGGCGGAGGACAUACGGGUAAUCCAGGCUUCUCGUCAACCUCGGGAGUUCUACUCUCCAUGAACCAGUUCAACACGGUGCAAUACCAUGCGUCGAACCAGACCGCGGAUGUUGGCGUUGGCCUGGUGUGGGAUGAUGUCUACGAACAGCUCCAGCAGUUUGGUGUGACCGUCGUCGGCGGUCGGGUGUCUGGCAUCGGCGUGGCCGGCCUGACGUUGGGCGGUGGUUAUUCUUGGCUCACGAACCAGUAUGGCCUGGUUGUCGACAACGUUGUCGGCUUCCAGGUUGUGCUCCCCAAUGGGAAUGUUGUCGUCGCGAAUGCCCAGACAGCAUCUGAUCUCUUCUUUGCUCUGAAGGGUGGAUACAACAAUUUCGGAGUUGUCACUCAGAUUACGUUCAAGACGUAUCCGAUUGGUCAAGUAUGGGGUGGAUACAUGGUCGUUCUCGAUGACCAGCUCAAUGCUGUGACCGCUGCGCUCAACAACUACAUUGCGAACGUCCAGGACCCCAAGGCCGCGCUCAUCGCUUCGUACACUGCCGUUCCAGGACAGCUCCUUGCGUCGCUUUUGCUGUUCUACGACGGUCCCACGCCUCCAGCUGGUAUUUUCGAUGACUUCCUUAAUCUUACUUCUGUCCAAGGCUCCAUCGGGACUCGGUCCUUCCUUGAGCUCGUCCAGACGCCUCCUUCUAGUCAGGCCGCAGGAUCUGCUACACGCGGCUACUAUGACACUGCCACCAUCGCUUCUCCCACUGGUCCCAUCAUCGAUGCAAUUGUCAAUGAGACCACUUUUUGGUCCACCCAGCUCGCGAGCAGCUCGGCCGUCGAGCUCGUGUAUUCCGUCGAGGUCUUCCUUCCAAACAUUUUGCAGCACGCGCCCGAGGGCUCUUCGGCGUACCCGCCGACGCGUUCUACGCAGUACCUGCCGCUCGCGAUGAAUUUCCAGUACACCUCGGCGAGCGACGACGCGCUUAUUACGGGCGCUAUGGCCAGCAGCGCCGCGCAGCUUGGAGGAGUCGCAGCAGCACAGGGCCAGAAUACGGCUGAGGUGCCCGUGUACGGCAACUAUGCGACGACGCAGUCGUUCUCCGCCGAACGCAUCUUCGGCGCGAACCUCGCCCAGCUGCAGAGCAUCAAGCAGAAGUACGAUCCUUCGAACGUCAUGGGCCUUACCGGCGGGUGGAAGAUUUGAACUCUGCUCAUUGCGCGUGCGUCAUCCCCGCCAUAAAGCUGUUGGCGCCCCCGUUGCGUCCAAGUUGCUCUUUUGUCCCGCGUAUUGAUUGAGAUCAGAGAUGGACUGCAUAGUGUACAUAGAAACGCGUGUAUACCCGGCUUGCAUUUUUAAUUUAUCAAGCGGAUGGACAAGCCCAACCAAGC
Phanerochaete carnosa HHB-10118-sp is the source of this 1749-nucleotide messenger RNA. RefSeq lists its product as uncharacterized. NCBI's taxonomy places the organism in Eukaryota, Fungi, Basidiomycota, Agaricomycetes, Polyporales, Phanerochaetaceae. The record is from RefSeq and is a predicted model, not a curated record. The transcript has 7 exons. Bases 80 to 1564 code for a protein of 494 amino acids. Gene Ontology annotation, molecular function: oxidoreductase activity; FAD binding.